This is a messenger RNA of Austrofundulus limnaeus, 695 nucleotides long. NCBI's taxonomy places the organism in Eukaryota, Metazoa, Chordata, Actinopteri, Cyprinodontiformes, Rivulidae. The record is from RefSeq and is a predicted model, not a curated record.
CCCGACCCGCAAAGCCGGAAGCCGACAUAACGGAGACCAGCGCCAAAGACCCCGAGAGGGCCAAGCGCACAGCCCCAGAGACACCCGCGCCGGAAGGGCCGCCCAUCCACCCCCCAAAGGGGACCACAGGAGAGAAAUGGGAGAGCCCCACCAGCGACCACACACAGUCACCCCUGGGGCCAGCAGCGACGAACUCACAGGCCCCGCCGGUACCCACCGCGCCAGAGCGGAUCCAGGCAUGGGCACAGAGGCCCGGGCCCACAGGGCACACCCCGCCCCCCCAGGCCAAGGCCCGACAGGGCCUGAGGGACCCAAGCCCCACUGGGCCGAGUGGCAAAGAGCAGACAGCAAAGUCCCGGCCCGGGCCACACCAGUCCGACCGACCAGCCCCCAGCCCCAGUGAAGCCACACCCCGGACCACCCCACACCCUACCAACGGCCAGGUGCCCACCCCCAACCAACCACCCCCCGGACCCUGGCAGCCACCCCAACCAGCGGGCCAACCACAGCAACCAGGAGCCAGACUCCGGGAGCCCGAACAGCCCCAGGGAAGCUGGAGCCUCCGGUACCCUUCCAAGCCCCAUGUCUACCCGCAGCCCAGGCCCCACCAGACGGGGUUGACGUGUGAACUCUUCAGUCCCGGGCUGGUUGAAGCCGAGGUGCAGGUGGGCAGCUGCAGCCUGCAGCUGCUGUAA